AUGCAACUCUCACGAACCGCUUAUCGCGCCGCACUCUUCCCCCUCAGCGUGAACCCUCUAUUGGCCCGUGCCUCCCUCCAACACGCCGCCUGCUGGUCUUUGAGCUCCAACCACGGCACAUAUCCCGCGCACCCAUUCGCCUCGACGCUCUCCUCGUCCUCGUGCUCCUCGCGACUCUACGGCGUUCUCUUCCCGCAGUGCAUUGCACGUCCUAACGCCAAUCAACCCGUCUUCAAGCCGUCCUCUACACCCUCGAAUUCAAAUUCAACCGCAAAAGCCAUGUCCACGUCCACAUCGCCGGGCUCGCCGUCCGCAGCUUCAACUCAGCACUCCACGCAAUCCACGUCUGCUGCGCAAACAGACACAAACGGGAAUACUUCCAAUCAAGAAAAAGAUGGUCACGAGCCUGAACAUGCGCACGACCACAAAGAACAACUGUACCUGCCCUCCACCGAAGACGCCUCCAGUCAUUCGGGCAACAUUCGUCUGGACGUGAGUUCCGAGAGCGGCGUCACGCUAGACCAUCUCGGUCCCAUGGUCGUUAAUGUGGAUGGGUCGUUGUCGCGCAUCGGCAAUUGGGCGCAGAUGGCGGAGAUUGAGCGGAGGAAUACGUUGAGGAUCAUUGGGAAGAGAAAUCGGGAGCGGUUGGCGAGGUUGAAGGCGGAGGGGGUGCAGGUUGGUGGUGUUGAGGAGCGGGAGGGUUAG
Molecule: messenger RNA, 705 nt
Organism: Penicillium diatomitis
Lineage: Eukaryota; Fungi; Ascomycota; Eurotiomycetes; Eurotiales; Aspergillaceae
Exons: 1
Coding region: 1-705 (234 amino acids)
Source: RefSeq, a predicted model, not a curated record